UCUCUCUCUCUGUCACACACACACACACAAACGUAGCCAGCUCUGCUCUCUCUCGGUCUAUUCAACUCAAUAUAAUAUGUUUCCUGAUUCUUGAAUCCCUGAAUCAGCUCUGGCUCUCUGGUCACCUUUUCUCUCUCCACUUCCACAGCAGCUCAAAAAGAACAUUAUUGACAUGUCUUCUUCAUCUUCUUCCUCUCCAAUUCCAUUAUCUCCUCGUAGAUCUUCAACAACUGUUGUGCUGCGCUGAGAAGCCUCUCUUCUUCCUCUUUUUCUAGAGAGAGAGACACACACACAAGCAUUUUCUGUAAUCCCUUCUAGCGCGCCACUUGUCCAAUUCAAUUACUACCCUUUUUCCUUCAAGCUCAUCUCUCUUUUUUUUUGUAAUUUAGGCAGAACAACCCUCAAUUAGGCACCAAAUUCCUGGUUCUCGACCGUAUUUCGUUCCCCUCAAAUUUAAUUAUAUCCAUUCAUUUCACUGUAGCGCAGCAAACCCAAUAAAAAAAAUAUUUUUUUUUGUUCCAACUGCUCUGGAAUUAGCUUGAAUAAAAGGGAGAAAAUCAUAUUGUCGGUCUGCGUGUUGAUAGUAUACGUGCAAGGCUGAUUGGCUUUUUCUUGAGCUGUUACCUUUUUUCAUAAGGUAAGUGUGAGAGCAAGAAGCAAUCUUGGAGAAUCUUUGUCAGCUGCAGAGAAUUUUCAAGAAUUGGUUUUUGGGAGAAAUUACUAGGAUGGCCAUGGUGGCGCAGCAUCAUAGAGAGAGGGAGAAUAGCAGUGGGAGCAUAAGUAAGCAUCUGGAUUCCGGCAAGUAUGUGAGGUACACGGCGGAGCAGGUGGAGGCGUUGGAGAGGGUCUACUCCGAGUGCCCUAAGCCGAGCUCCUUGCGCCGGCAGCAGCUGAUCCGGGAAUGCUCCAUUCUUUGCAACAUUGAGCCUAAACAGAUCAAAGUCUGGUUCCAGAACCGCAGGUGUCGAGAGAAGCAGCGGAAGGAAUCCACGAGACUUCAGAGUGUCAACAGAAAAUUGAGCGCAAUGAAUAAGUUGUUGAUGGAGGAAAACGAUCGCCUGCAGAAGCAGGUUUCUCACCUGGUUUGCGAGAAUGGUUAUAUGAGGCAACAGUUGCAAACUGCGGCUGUACCGACCGGUGAUGCAAGUUCUGAGUCAGCGGUCACGACCCCACAGCAUUCUCUUAGAGAUGCUAACAAUCCUGCUGGACUCCUCUCUAUUGCUGAGGAGACCUUGGCAGAGUUCCUCUCAAAGGCUACAGGAACGGCUGUUGAUUGGGUCCAGAUGCCUGGGAUGAAGCCUGGUCCGGAUUCGGUUGGAAUAUUUGCCAUCUCACAACGUCGAGGUGGAGUGGCGGCUCGAGCUUGUGGUCUUGUUAGUUUAGAACCAUCUAAGAUUGCUGAGAUCCUCAAAGAUCGUCCAUCAUGGUUCCGUGACUGUCGAGGCCAAGAGAUUUUCACUAUGUUUCCUGCUGGAAAUGGAGGAAUCAUUGAGCUCUUGCAUACACAGAUAUAUGCACCGACUACUCUGGCUCCUGCUCGUGAUUUUUGGACCCUAAGAUACACAACCUCAUUGGAAAAUGGCAGCCUUGUCGUAUGCGAGACAUCACUUUCUGGCACUGGGGCUGGUCCAUCUGCAACUUCAGCUUCACAGUUUGUUAGAGCUGAAAUGCUUCCAUCUGGAUAUUUGAUUCGGCCAUGUGAUGGUGGAGGAUCAAUUAUUCACAUCGUGGACCACGUUAAUCUCCAGGCGUGGAGCGUGCCAGAGGUGCUGCGGCCACUUUAUGAAUCGUCAAAAGUUGUGGCGCAGAAAAUGACAAUCUCGGCGCUAAGAUAUAUUCGGCAGAUAGCCCAGGAAACAAGUGGGGAAGUAGUAUAUGGUCUUGGUCGCCAGCCAGCUGUAUUGCGGACCUUCACCCAGAGAUUAAGCAGAGGCUUUAAUGAUGCCAUCAACGGGUUCAACGACGAUGGAUGGUCGAUAUUAAACUGUGAUGGUGCUGAAGAUGUAGUAGUUGCCCUUAAUUCAGCCAAGAAUCUGACUGCUGAUGCAAGUGUUGUUCCGCUGCUCGGAGGUGUUCUUUGUGCAAAAGCAUCUAUGCUGCUUCAGAACGUCCCUCCAGCAAUGUUGGUUCGUUUUUUGAGGGAGCAUCGAUCAGAGUGGGCAGACUUUACUGUUGAUGCCUAUGCUGCCACGUCAUUGAAGUCGAGCACAUGCUCAUAUCCUGUAACAAGGCCUACAAGAUUCACCGGAACCCAGAUAAUCAUGCCUCUAGGUCAAACGAUUGAACAUGAGGAGAUGCUCGAAGUUGUUCGUUUGGAAGGCCACGGGGAUGCUUUUUCAUCCAGGGACGUUCAUCUUCUACAGAUGUGCAGUGGAGUUGAUGAGAAUGCUGUGGGAGCCUGCUCGGAACUUAUUUUUGCACCCAUUGACGAAAUGUUUCCAGAUGAUGCACCGCUGCUGCCUUCUGGUUUCCGUAUAAUUCCACUUGAUUCAAAAUCAGGCGAUGCACAGGAUGUAUUGACCUCACACAAGACACUAGAUUUGACAUCGAGUCUUGAAGUUGGCCCAGCAUCCAGCCGUGGUGCAGAAAAUACAGGGUCUUCUUACAGCGCACGAGCAGUAUUAACUAUUGCUUUCCAAUUCCCAUAUGAGAGCAAUUUACAUGAUAACGUUGCUACAAUGGCAUGUCAAUACGUCCGUAGCGUGAUCUCCUCGGUACAGAGGGUUGCCACAGCUAUAUCUCCAUCAGGGUUGAGCCCGACAGCGGGGCCAAAGGUGUCUCCAGUCUCUCCUGAAGCUCAAACGCUCACACAUUGGAUAUGCCAGAGCUAUAGCUACCAUGUGGGAACCGAGUUGCUAAGAUCCGAAUCCAUAGGCAGUGACUCAGUAUUGAAGACGCUUUGGCAUCAUCAGGAUGCCAUCUUAUGCUGCUCCUUGAAGGCUCAGCCAGUUUUUAUAUUCGCGAAUCAGGCUGGGCUCGACAUGCUGGAGACCACACUGGUUUCUCUACAAGAUAUUGCGUUAGAUAAGAUAUUUGAUGAUGCCGGUCGCAAGGCAUUGUCCUCGGAAUUCUCUAAGAUCAUGCAAGAGGGAUUUGCUUACUUGCCUGGUGGCAUUUGCAUGUCGACGAUGGGGCGGCACAUCUCGUAUGAACAAGCCAUCGUGUGGAAGGUCUUUGCUGCAGAAGAGAACUCCUCCGUCCACUGCCUCGCGCUCUCUUUUGUCAACUGGUCAUUCGUUUAAAUAUGUAAAUUCCCAGAUGAAAACUGAAAAUGGAGGAAUCAAAAAGUUUUGUAUGUCUGUUUCUGGUUUUUUUGCUAAUCUAUAUUUAUACCAGUGUUCCAAAAUUGUGAUCCUUCAAUGUAAAUUCUUCUACUUUUUAUAGGUGGUAUCUUUUUCUUGUUUGCAA
Messenger RNA from Salvia splendens (bonfire salvia), 3408 nucleotides. Its product is annotated as homeobox-leucine zipper protein REVOLUTA. Bases 726 to 3242 code for a protein of 838 amino acids. The record is from RefSeq and is a predicted model, not a curated record. Gene Ontology annotation, molecular function: DNA-binding transcription factor activity; DNA binding; lipid binding. The transcript is spliced from 19 exons. Lineage: Eukaryota; Viridiplantae; Streptophyta; Magnoliopsida; Lamiales; Lamiaceae.